Linum tenue is the source of this 2714-nucleotide messenger RNA. NCBI's taxonomy places the organism in Eukaryota, Viridiplantae, Streptophyta, Magnoliopsida, Malpighiales, Linaceae. The record is from the annotation of a GenBank genome assembly.
CAAAUUUGUGUAGUGAAUGAGUUGGUGACCCGGCGGGAAAGAGAUAUACAGACGGCGAUUGGUCACUGAGCGCAACCGUAAACCGCCGCUGCUGUAUGCUCUUCCGUAGAACUCUGGUCGUGAUUUCGAAGGAUUAGAUCGCAGGAAUAGGGUUUCCGUGGAAUGGCGCCCCUAAAAUGUCAGGUUUGUAAAGAAUCAAAGUCCAAAUACAAGUGCCCUAACUGCGUCGCGCCAUAGUAAGCUGCAACCUGAACUAGAAACCCCUUUCUUUCUCUUACUUUUGUUAUUCGUCCUCUUUUCUCAACCUCAUUCAACUUCCGUUUUGCUUGCAGUUGCUCUCUGGGCUGCUUCAAGAAACACAAAGGUUCCGACUUUUUCUUUAUUUUCCCUCGUCUCUCUGUGUGUCAAUUCUUUGGUUCUGUAUACCGAUUGAACGGCAGGGCAGUUGUUGUACCAAUUGACUGUGUCAUCUGAAUGUCGAUUAAAGCAGAAAUACCUUGUUCAAAGCCGGCAGCGGAGGGUCCUUUGGCUAAGCCUGCAUCCGCCCAGAACGAGACACCAGUUCCUGCUGGUGAAGUGCAAUGGCAUGCAGAGCGUCCGUUAACUAUUGAUGAUCCUACCAUGGUGCUAGAGACAUCUCAGCUGGAGUCUCUAGCUUUUUCGAGUGAAAUCUGUGAUGCUUUGAAGGAUGACAACUUGCAGAAGCUGAUCCUUAGCGUUGACUCUUCUCCAGAUCCAGAAAGCGAACUUGCGAAAGCCAUGGAGACAGAUGCAUUUCGAAUCUUUGCUGAUAAGAUUUUGUCCAUCGUAGGUCCAUUGCCGUGAUCACUUGUGAACCUCCGUUCAACUAGAUUGGAAGCCUGAAUUGAGGCAACAUGCUCCCCAGUGGAGUUAUGGAUGAGCAGAAAUACAGUCGGCUGUGCAGCAGAAGAUGGACCAUCUUAACUUUGAUGGCUUGAGCUACAUCUCCCUGGCUCACGAAUAAUAUCCAACGGGAUUUUAUGGCAUAUUGUUUUCUCAAUGUGUUCUACCAUCUAAAUAUAUGUCAUUGUCAUAUGCACUCGUUAAAAAUGUUUCACUGUAGUAAAGUCAUCUGUUCACAUCUUGCCUUAGCAUAGGUGUAGCAAAUUUUCAAGACUGCAAUCGUUUAUUUGGGGUUAAAUCGUCAAUUAUUAGCAAUAAGCUGAUUAAAUUUUUUCUAGGUCGUUGAUCGUGUAAUUUCCAAAAUACACUUGUAUAGCCAAUACUUUCAUGUUUGUGCCAAUAACAGUCAAAUUUGGAGAAAUACAACUUAUAGUCAGAUUUUCUAGUUGUUGUAUGACAAAUGUAACCAUUUCUGUUACUUAAUCGUCAACUUUUUUGACGGUUCGUUGGCUAGACUCCCACUUAGCCCACACGUCAGCACCAACUCAUCCUCAUGUGAAAUGUAGAUGCCACGUCAUAAUUUACUUUUUUCCCCUUUUAUACCCCACUUUGAGUUUGGUUGAGAUGCUUCUUCUUCCCUUCCGCAAUUUCAUUCUAGGGUUCCGUCCUCCACUCCUUCAAUUUCUUCUCCUCGAACAGCUGCCACCGUCCACCGCAAUGUAGUCACAAUCGCGCUUUUGACUACAUUGGUCCACCGCAUUGGAUCUCCACCUCCAUCAUUCCAUGGCGGAUGGCAGUGGCGGAGCCAAGUUGAGCCCAGGGUGGGCUAUAGCCCCCCCUCCCCCUUCCCCCCUCUCUCCCUCAACUUUCAUAAAUAGGUAAAUGUACAUGGAAAAUGUGUAACAAAUUCUAAAAAUAGACUAGUUGGUAAGCCACUAGCCCCCCUCACCAAUGAUCAUGGUUCAAAACCACCCAUGUGUAUAUCUUUUAGCCCCCCGCGCGUUCAAAUUUCUGGCUCCGCAACUAGCGGAUGGGUCUCGAAUUUGGAUCAGCUCUUAGUGAAACUUGAGUCACCAACCCUAGUGGUGUCGUCGUCGGCAGAGAAGGAGCCUGCGGUGGUGCGCCGAAGGGAAACUCGAAAGGGGAGUGCGGCAGAGGCCAUGGGGAAAGUUUGCGGCGAAGAUCCGUGACCCAGGAAAAAUGGGGUUUAGGUCUGGUUGGGUACCUUCGGGCCAUCUUCACCCUUUUUCUCCUUCUUCAUCCACCAUCGAUCUCUCCUCGUCCUCUCCUUCAUCUCUACGCCUCACACCACCCCCUCCAUGGCGAAGGCAAAAGACGGUCAUAUCUAAUUAGAUUCAAAGCCGAACCUCGUCCUAAUUUCCACUAGGCUUCUCCACCGUCGCCACCGCCGCAACAUCCUCCCCGCUUCUGAGAUGGGUGACAAAUCACCAACGAGAGCUGAGAUACACCGCCGAAGUUGGAGUUUCGAUGUCGCUGGUCCUUACUCGUCGAAUAAACUAAGAUCUUGUCACGAUUAUAGUGUCUGAUUCCGCUCUGAUUUAUUUGGUUGUGGAGUCGGCACGAUUAUUCAAUUUGGGGGGUGGGGAGAUGGAGAUGAAUAGGAGAGCUGGGUUGGGGGUUCUUCUUCGUCGAUUGAAAGAGAAGCAAUCGAAGGUGGAUAGGAUGUAACCGAAGGGAAGGGGAUGCAAUUACCGUUCCUAUGUUUUUUUGUAUUUCGAAUUUUUUAAAGUUAAAUCCACGUGGCAAUGUUAUUGACAAAACGUUGCCAUGUCACCGUUUCUGUUAGUCCAUUCAGCAUGUUAGAUAACACCGUUAAAAAAUUGGACGAA